Neurospora tetraspora is the source of this 1279-nucleotide messenger RNA. RefSeq lists its product as uncharacterized. Bases 388 to 1182 code for a protein of 264 amino acids. The transcript has 2 exons. The record is from RefSeq and is a predicted model, not a curated record. Lineage: Eukaryota; Fungi; Ascomycota; Sordariomycetes; Sordariales; Sordariaceae.
GCACAAAAACACCGAUUAUCUCCUGAAGCUGCCUAAAGAUCACUUCACUCACUUUCAUUGAAUCCCCCAACGCCCAGUCACGAAAUACCUGAUCUCCGGCUGACAUUCCGGACCUGCGCUAGUCAUCCAGUAAGCAGCAACUUAAUAACCGGAUCCGAUGAGAUAUCCCUUCCACGAAACUUUUCAAAAAUGUCUGUUGGAACAGGUUGAAAACUUGCGAUCUGAAAAUCCCGGUUUGGAUUGAUCACACAGGCUUGUACCCCUUCCGGACCGACCGGGGUGUUUGAAUGACUACCGGUAUGUUUCCCUUGUCAUCGUUCGGGCCAACAUGUGAAAGGGCAAACCCGCCUUCAUUCACGUGUGCCAACACACAGAGCCCGGCAACAGAUGUGUGUCAAGAAACAAAGCCCAGAACCAGAUGGAUCGAUCAACUGGGGAAGCCUUUCCAACUGCCUCAGGUUGAUAACGUCAAUCAGCCUUUCUUUUCUCCAUUCACACGAUGACGGAAAUGCGUUGCGCAGCCAACCAACCAACCAUUGUCCAUCCGAGGCUGUGCCGGUUUGCCUCAGCCCUAACGACCCGCUUGUUAGUUUGGGGUUUGACUGUUUCCGGUCCCUUGGGACACCAACGGUGCUCAGCCCUGUCCGUCUUGACGAACAACACCACUCACUAGUUCACCAACAUAGCCUAACGAGCCGCCUUGAUAACUGCCGCACGCGAAGUAGAAGAUCUAUCUGCCUGUCAUCGUAUUUCGCGAACGGUCAAAGGAGGAGACAAGACAACACGCCAAUCAAGCCAACAGCCUCUUUCAGACCUUUCACCAUUCCGGAUGUCAUACGUUGUACAGUUCCAGGUUACGGGAAGUUUUACAGACAUCAUCAUGACCAACUCAACCUCACGAGGCUCUCACGACCAGCGUGGAAACACCAGAGCAAACUCUACUCUGAUCGUCAGUUCACGGCCCCAACCGGCAGUCAAAACCAAAGACACAAUCAUCAAGUAAGUAAGGUUGAUGUAAGCUCGUUAUAUAUGGUUUCGAUAACUUGGUACCCGCGCAUCGAAAUCAAACUCCGCGUAAGUCCAAACCAAGCUAUCCUAGUUCUAGUCUAUACACAGGAAGGAGAUGGUAACGACGAGAACAUGUCGUUGUCCUCUGGCCAAGUGAAGAAAAGAUGCACGUAACCCCCCAGACAAUGCAUCAAGAUAGGAAAGAGAAAAAAUGGUAUAUCGCAAAUGCAAACGAAAAGCACACAGAGAAGACUUUGGCCGGUCGGAAAGA